Molecule: messenger RNA, 1692 nt
Organism: Oryza sativa Japonica Group (Japanese rice)
Lineage: Eukaryota; Viridiplantae; Streptophyta; Magnoliopsida; Poales; Poaceae
Product: casparian strip membrane protein 6
Source: RefSeq, a predicted model, not a curated record
AUGGGCCGUGACGAAAUUCCGGCCGACGCGCGACCCCAUACAUCUUGGACCUGAACAGGAUCCGGGCCUCCUUGUGGCCCAUGAUGUUCAGGUCCAUAUGAGCUGGGCUGGAGCGUUUUAAAUCGAUCGUGGAGACGGGCACUCGAAGCAAGUAGGUUAACAUGAGAUGGCAAGCACUGUCCAGACUCCAGAAAGUAUGUCCCUGCAUUUGAGGAAACUGCUGUAUGCCUUCAUCAAAUACAGCACAUGCACAUCGCAUCGGUGUGAUCUUUGAACUGCUUCAACAAUAAUUCUCAUGAAACCAACUCGCUACGCAGCCUUAAAUUACCGAAGAAAUUAAAGAAUUUUGCAUCAUUGUGCAGGGGAGAGCCAGGAGCCUUACCAAGUCCAGAUUUUCAGGGGGUGCCAAAAGUAGACAAAAGACUAGGAGUAUCGAGUAUCGACAUUACACUGUGGGUUUGGAGCUAAAGAGGGCUUAGUUCAAGCAGAAAUAUUUGCGACUUGGUACGUUGCGUCCCAUAGCCUCACUCGAGCAAGUAAGAGCAGGUGCAGAGUCAACCAAUGGCAAGGCGUGCUUUAGUUGGUGUCAACAAUGAAUUGUCAAAGCCACCUAAAUCAACACCCUUGCCCCGUGCUGCAUGAUUGACCAAACAGACCAUGUUGGUUUUGUUACCGGAAAUAAAUCUUCUUUUGCCAAGUAUAAGAAGGUCUUGCCACAUGCAGGUUCUCUCAAGCAAUAAGCAAUUAAUCAGGCAUUCUCACACCUCUGAGUUGCAACGAUCGCUUAGAUUUAGCAACCAAAAUUGCAGUAGUUAAUUGUUGUUGCCACACUCAAGCUAGCUAGGUGUACUAGCAGCUGCUUGCUGUUCGUGGUGCGUACGUGUCAUGACGAAGGACGGAUCAGUGAUGGAGCACGGGGAGAUCAGCUCGAAGGCGCCCCUGGUGGCGCCGGUGGCGGCCGGCGUGAACCGCGCCGUCGCGGUGGUGGACACAUUCCUCCGGUUCAUCGCCAUCAUCGGCACGAUCGGCAGCGCCAUCGCCAUGGGCACCACCAACGAGACGCUCCCCUUCUUCACGCAGUUCAUCCAGUUCGAGGCCAAGUACAGCGACCUCCCGUCCUUCACGUUCUUCGUGGCGGCGAACGCGGUGGUGUGCACGUACCUGGUGCUGUCCAUCCCGCUGUCCAUCGUGCACAUCCUCAGGCCCAGGGCGCGGUACAGCCGGCUGUUCCUCGUCUUCUUCGACACGGCGAUGCUGGCUCUGCUGACGGCGGGCGCGUCGGCGGCGGCGGCGAUCGUGUACCUGGCGCACAAGGGCAACGUGCGGGCAAACUGGUUCUCCAUCUGCCAGCAGUUCGACUCCUUCUGCGAGCGCAUCUCCGGCUCGCUCAUCGGCUCCUUCGCCGCCAUGGUCCUGCUCGUCGUCCUCAUCACCCUCUCCGCGUUCGCGCUCGCAAGGCGCCACUGAUCAUAGACGUACGUACGUACGAUACGACGACCACCAUCCUGCAGCCAGCAGCCCGGCCGAUCGACCAGCGCGAUCCAUCGUGCGUGCACCAAUAUUAAUGCACGUCUUUUUUGUUCCUUUGCUUCCCUAAUUUAAUUAGCUCUGUGUGUGUUUCCUUUCAUAAAUGUAUAAGCAAGCCCGUUCGAUAUCUUUGAUACAGUUUGGAUGUGGAACUCUUAGCAUAAA